AUGGGCAUUUGUGCUUUAGAAACUAAAUCUGAUGUAAACUACUAAUUAGAAAUUCAAGAAAUUAAUUAUCAAUCAACUUCAAAUGGUAAGGUACAUGAAGUUCAAAAUCAGUUAACAUUGGAUGAAAAUUAGGCAGCACUAAAAAUAUAAAAUAGUUUUAGAGUCAAGUAAGCCAAGUAAGAGGCUGAAGAGAAAAGAAAUGAAUUACUAUUAGAUUCGCCAAAAGAUUGGGUUGAGUAUAAUUAAAAAUUUAUAACUCCUGAGUUGCCAAAAUAAUUCAAGGAACAAGUGAAGAAAUCCUUAACUAAGGAAGAUAGACUACUUAAUCCAAUGUAAGCAUCGGAUGGUAGUAUUUAUUCGGGUCAAUGGAGUAGGGGCAUGUAAAAUGGUUAUGGAUAGAUGAUGAAAUCAGAUAGAACUUACUUUGAAGGCACUUGGGCUUAAGGUUAAUUUUUAAUGGGAGGUAUUCUAUUUUCAAAUGGAGACUUUUUUGUAAGUAAACAAAUUGAUUUCUAAUAUUAGAUUGGCACUGCAACCAAUGGAGAGAAGGUAUUCAAAAAUGGUAUAACAUAUGAUGGGGAAGUCUAAUAUGGAAUACCCCAUGGUAAAGGAUAAGAAAAACACGAAAAUGAAAUUAUUUAUGUUGGAAAUUAUCUCGAUGGUAAGAAACAUGGAUAAGGAUCAUUGCAUUAUCAAGAUGGAUCGAGUUAUGAAGGAGAACAUCAACAUGGAUUGGUUACAGGAAAAGGUACAUUCAGAUAUUCUGAUGGUACCUACUAUUCAGGAUAGUUACUAAAUGGUGUAAUGCAUGGCAAAGGAAUUCUCAUUGAAACUGAUGGAACUAUCUAUGAAGGCGGUUUUGAAGAUGGAAAAAAAGAAGGAAGAGGCAUUUUGAAAUUUCCUGAUAAUUCUCAAUUUGAAGGGUAAUUUAGAAUGGGCAAAAGACAUGGAAAAGGUAAAAUAAUAAAAAAAGGUGGUUAUGUUUAAGAUUAUGAAUUUAAAAAUGGAGAAUAAAUAUAUCCAAAAUGA
Paramecium tetraurelia is the source of this 1029-nucleotide messenger RNA. RefSeq lists its product as uncharacterized. Gene Ontology annotation, molecular function: protein binding. The record is from RefSeq and is a predicted model, not a curated record. The transcript has 2 exons. NCBI's taxonomy places the organism in Eukaryota, Ciliophora, Oligohymenophorea, Peniculida, Parameciidae.